Ochlerotatus camptorhynchus is the source of this 1695-nucleotide messenger RNA. RefSeq lists its product as uncharacterized. Lineage: Eukaryota; Metazoa; Arthropoda; Insecta; Diptera; Culicidae. The coding region runs from base 1 to 1695 and encodes 564 amino acids. The record is from RefSeq and is a predicted model, not a curated record. The transcript is spliced from 3 exons. Gene Ontology annotation, biological process: DNA integration. Gene Ontology annotation, molecular function: nucleic acid binding.
AUGCCAAACCCCCCGGACCCUCCGCCAACGCCGAGAGAAAAUGAGGUUAGUUGUGUGGCGUGCAACAAGUCUGAUUUGCCGGGUAACUUCGUUCAAUGUGACGCUUGUGAUUCCUGGUGGCACUUUGCGUGUGCCGGCGUCGAUUCAUCGGUUAGUGAACGAGCAUGGAUGUGUACCAAGUGCGAAGCCGCCCCCAGUGUAUCGGCAAAAAGCAGUAAAUCGAGUAAAAGUGGAUCGACUGUCGCUCGCGAUCUUGAACGACUGAAACGGCAGCAGGACAUUGAACAGCAGCAGGCAAAUUUGAAAAAGCAACGCAACAUUUCUGGCGAGUUGCAUCAGGAAGAGCUGCAGGCGGCGGAAGUGGUAAUCAUAAAGCAGGUGCAGUGGAAAACGUUUCCGGACGAGAUGUCGAUUCUCACGAAGAACAAGUCUGCUGGGGAAGGUGAUGCGCAACCGAUUCCAAAAAGCAGUUCGGUGUAUCAACUGGUACCUAUGCUGGAUGAAUACGGAGUUAUGCGACAGAGUGGGCGCAUUGGAGCAGCCAAACAUGCGUCGUACAAUCUCCGGCAUCCUGUGAUUCUUCCCAGAAGGAGUGAAGUGACUACACUCGUGGUAGAUAUGUACCACCGGAAGUAUAAGCAUGCUAACCCGGAAACCGUAGUCAAUGAGAUCCAGCCUCGGCCGUACAUUCCUCCGAUGGCUCCACUUCCAGCAGCUCGUCUUGCAGUCUGCAGCCGUCCAUUCAGUUUCGUCGGAUUGGACUAUUUCGGUCCGUUGUUGGUGAAGCAAGGAAGAGCGAGCGUGAAGAGGUGGAUCGCACUUUUCACUUGUCUCACCGUGCGCGCAGUCCAUCUUGAAGUCGUGCACAGCCUGACUACUUCGUCAUGCGUUUCCGCCGUACGAAGGUUCAUCGGCCGUCGAGGAGCACCAGUAGAGAUACACAGCGAUAAUGGGACCAACUUUCAAGGCACCGAACGACUUCUGCGGGAACAAAUCGAGCAGGGGCUAUCCGCAACAUUCACCAGCUCGAAGUGUGAAUGGAUCUUCAUACCGCCAGGUGCCCCACACAUGGGCGGCGCCUGGGAAAGGAUGGUACAGUCAGUAAAGGCCGCGAUGGGUGAAGCUUACGGGGAUGGGAAACUUGACGAGGAAGGACUUGGGACUUUGGUUGUGGAGGCUGAGAGCGUAGUGAAUUCUAGGCCUUUGACGUACUUGCCGUUAGACUCGGAUGAAUCCGAAGCCCUGACUCCGAACCAUUUCUUGCUCGGGAGUUCAAGCGGAGUCACGGAACCAAGCCGGAACAUUCGCUAUCAGCAGCAGAAUCUACAGAAAACGUGGGUGGAUAUCCAACAGCAACUGGAUAUCUUCUGGAAACGAUGGCUGAAAGAAUAUCUGCCAGUCAUUCGUCGGCAGCCGAAGUGGUUCGAAGAAGUAGCGAGGGAAAUCAGGAUUGGUGAUUUGGUCCUCAUCACCGAUGAUGGAAGACGAAGCGAGUGGACCAGGGGACGAGUGGAGCAAGCUAUUCGAGGAACUGAUGGAAGAGUACGUCAAGCUAUCGUGCGGACCAAAGGAGGUAUUAUGUGGAGACCGGUAACAAAGAUUGCCUUGCUGGAUGUUGGAGAGAUCCGUGCAGUCUUGGUCGAUGGCAAGAUGCACCCGGCGGAGGAUGCAUUUACAGCUUUGAAGCUGAUAUAA